UUGGCCAGUGGUAUCGCCUCAGGUGCACUGAUUAAAGAAUAAAGAGUGCACACGGCUCACCCAGGGAACCAGUAUCCAUCUAGCAAGCACCAAUCUGAAAAGUGAUGGAGACUGUCCUACUCCUAACUGCCCUGUGCACUCUGUUUGCUGCUGUUGCGGGUGUUGGUGAUGACAGUGUGCGUUUCCUGGUGAUAGGAGACUGGGGUGGGCUUCCAUAUUCCCCGUUUUCUACAGCCAUAGAACGGGCCAUUGCCAAGCAGAUGGCCAAGGUGUCAUCGAAUAUUGACUCACAGUUUUUACUAGCACUUGGAGACAAUUUCUAUUUUGAUGGAGUGGUCAAUGUCCAUGAUCCAAGAUUCCAUGAGACAUAUGAAGACGUCUUCACACACGAUUCCCUCCAGACACCGUGGUACUUGGUUGCUGGCAACCAUGAUCACCGUGGUAAUGUUACAGCGCAGAUUCUCUACUCGCAAGUUUCCAAAAGAUGGAACUACCCAGACUACUACUACACCAUGUCCUACCCCAUUCCCAAUUCCAAGAAGACCGUACGCUUUGUUAUGAUAGACACGAUUUUACUUUGCGGCGUCUCAGACACUCAUUAUUUAGGAGAGCCUCCCCUUGGUGCAGCAGAUCAGAGUGUGGCGGAUAAACAGUGGCUGUGGAUUGAGCAACAGUUGAGCCAUAGCAAGGAUGACUAUCUGAUUGUUGCUGGUCACUACCCAGUGUAUUCCAUCGCUGAACAUGGUCCGACAGAUUGUCUCAUCAAGCAACUUGAUCCAAUGCUUCACAAGUACAACGUCAGUGCAUUCAUGUCUGGUCAUGAUCAUAAUUUGCAGCAUCUGGUUUACACUGAUGUUCUUUACAAAACCAAGAUGGACUAUUUCGUGAUUGGCUCAGCAAACUUUAUCGAUAAUUCAAUCAAGCACAAGAAUGCAGUUCCAAAAGGCUCUUUGAAGUUUCACUGGGCAGAUACUUCCACUUUUGGAGGCUUUGCCAAGGUUUUGAUUACUCCACAUGAUAUGACUCUAACCUUAUUGAGAGCUAAUGGUGUUGAGCUCUAUCAAAAAACUAUUCGACCAAGAUUUUAGCAUUAGUUCAUAACCAGCUUGUUUUCCAGUUCAUUGCAAGUUUUAACAGUUUAAUGAACUGUUCCUACAGCUGAUCUCAUCUUUCAAAAAACUAUUCGACCAAUAUUUUAACAAUAGUUCAUAACCAGCUAGUUUUCCAGUUUAUUGUAAUCUUUAACAGUUGAACGAAAUGUUUCUGUAUCUGAUCUCAUACCAGAAAUAUGUGUGAUGAAAUGAUGAUAUCUUUACCCUUUGUAAAUAUUGAUGUUUAUACUCAAACAGAAAAUUAUGCAUCAUAAUGUAUAGUCACCCAAUGUAUGGCUUAAGAUGACGUCGCUGCCAGCAAGCUAAGGAUAAACAGACAAUGAUUAUGGCACAUUAAGCUUUGGCUUCAUCAAAGUCAUUAUCAGAUCAUAAAAACUAUUAGAAGCCAUGCACUGUUAAUCAGAUAUUAUAUGACUACAAUGUAUAGAGUGAACAUAAUUUGAAUAUAAUUGUCAAAGAAAUUUUGACAGAAUAGAGGAUAUCAUUUGAAGGACAAGACAUCACUGUCUUGCAUUUUUACAUUUUUUACAUUUCUUACUGAGGUGCUUUUUACUGUACAAUUUUGGGUUGAAAUGACAGUGGGAAUCUUGGGUUGCCUGCUGUCAGCUUCUGUGUAAUUUUAGCACAGUGAUGAGAGUGUAAUGUGUGUAUACCCCAGGUUGUCUGCAGGAUGGAACCUCGGUUUUAAUUUAAAAAUCAGUAUCAACGAAGUCUGUGAUAUAAGUUUAGGAUCCUGAAGCAUGCUUCUGAGCCAAAGUCUACACAUUUCAAAUGAAUUUUUUCAAACAUAUGAUUAUUUUGUGUAAAUAGUGAGCUUUAAUGCAGAAUAUUUGUAUAAGAAGAUGUAAAUUAAAUAUAAUUUUAA
Molecule: messenger RNA, 1977 nt
Organism: Lineus longissimus
Lineage: Eukaryota; Metazoa; Nemertea; Pilidiophora; Heteronemertea; Lineidae
Product: tartrate-resistant acid phosphatase type 5-like
Exons: 6
Coding region: 105-1088 (327 amino acids)
Biological process (GO): bone resorption
Molecular function (GO): ferrous iron binding; acid phosphatase activity; ferric iron binding
Source: RefSeq, a predicted model, not a curated record